Daktulosphaira vitifoliae (grape phylloxera) is the source of this 1564-nucleotide messenger RNA. It is a transcript of the gene EndoB, whose product is annotated as endophilin-B1. The record is from RefSeq and is a predicted model, not a curated record. Gene Ontology annotation, cellular component: cytoplasm. The transcript is spliced from 9 exons. Gene Ontology annotation, molecular function: protein binding. Lineage: Eukaryota; Metazoa; Arthropoda; Insecta; Hemiptera; Phylloxeridae. The coding region runs from base 197 to 1231 and encodes 344 amino acids.
UAGAUUACAAUGUCAACGUCUAUAAAACGAAAUUGUACUUCUAGCAGUGCAUUUCAGUGUAUUAAUUAUAUUGUGUGUUAAUUAAUUAUUUCUCAGCUCACCCAAAUAUAAGAUACUUUUUCUGAUUACUUGAACAAUUAGUUUGAUUUUAAGUAAAUUGUGUUCUACUUAACAUUUGGUGUGGCAUACAAACGAUAUGGAUUUAGAAAAUGUUAAACAAAUAUUUAAGGACGCUGGGACUGCUUUAAGCCGAGCUGUGCAGUUUACUGAAGAAAAAUUGGGUAAAGCAGAAAAAACAGAGCUCGAUCCUAACUUUGAGAAAUUAGUUUGUUUCUGUGAUAGUACCAAACAAAACACUGAAAACAUGAUUAAAAAUAUGGAGUUCAUUUUGAACUAUAAUCCUGGUAUGAGAGUAGAAAAUCUAUUCUUUUUGGAUAAAAAAAAAAGUGAAUUAAGUAGUCUAGAAUAUUUAGGACUGGCCAUGACUGAAGCGGGAAAUAAUUUUGGCCCAGACACUGCAUAUGGUAGUGCACUGAUUAAAGUUGGUAAUGCCCAGCAAUCAUUAGGACUUAAUCAAAGAGAAUUUGUUAGAUCAGCUUAUGAUUGUUUUAUUAAUCCUAUGAAUAAAUAUUUAGAAACGGAUAUGAAAACUAUUGUUAAAGAAAGAUCUCUCUUGGAAAAAAGAAGAUUAGACUUAGAUGCUUGCAAAACACGAAUGCGUAAAGUAAGAAUGUUGUCAACAACUAAAGAUAAGCCAGACGAAACAGGUCCAACUGUAGAAGAACAAAUUGAAAAGGCUGAAAAUGAUCUUAAAGUAGCCCAAGCAGAAUAUGACCGACAAACAGAAAUAACUAAGUUACUUAUGGAAGGUGUACCAAGUGCUCAUCCACAACAUUUACAACAUUUGCUUGAUUUCGUUGAUACUCAAGCAGCAUUCUAUUUAAAAUGUCAUGAAUCUCUUAUGAGUUUGCAAUCUGAUCUUUCAGGUUUUCCAUCUGAUUACAAUAAUGUUGCAACAUUAUCACCAGAUACUCCAGCUUUAGGCCGAAUACAACAGGCAAAAGUAAUUACUAGUCAAGAACCACGAGACUCUAGUGAAUUGAGAUUGAGUGCUGGAGAAAUAAUAAGUAUAGAUGUAAAUUCAGACAUCGGUUCAAAUUAUUUUAUUGGUAAAAAAAUUCAAAAAGGAAAAGUUUAUAAAAGUAAUGUAAGACUUCUUAAUCAAAGUUAAUUAUUCAUUUUUAUACAAAACUAUUAUUCCUAUUAACAGUUCUCACUAAAAGUUUUUAAAGAUAUUUUAAACUUGUGUUUAACUUCAAGUCUAAUUUUUACCUUUUUUCUAUAAAUAUUUAAUAGUGAUAUUUAAAUUCUUACAGUUGUCACUUUGUAUUUUAUUUUUAGUUUAAUGUAAAUAAAAAUCAUUAAAUUAUAAACAUUCGGUAACUGUUACUUUUAAGAAUCCAAAUAUUGUGAAUUAAAUAAUUAACUAUAACUAGUUUUUAGAGAAUUUUGUUAAAUAAUUAAUAUUGAUCUGAUUAUUUUUAAAUAAAUUAUUAAACAACAA